This is a messenger RNA of Schistocerca gregaria, 7212 nucleotides long. It is a transcript of the gene CenG1A, whose product is annotated as centaurin-gamma-1A. Gene Ontology annotation, cellular component: nucleus. The transcript is spliced from 16 exons. Bases 634 to 3117 code for a protein of 827 amino acids. Lineage: Eukaryota; Metazoa; Arthropoda; Insecta; Orthoptera; Acrididae. Gene Ontology annotation, molecular function: GTP binding; GTPase activity; protein binding. The record is from RefSeq and is a predicted model, not a curated record.
CGAUCCUUGGCAGUAGUGUUCGGAACUGACGAACGUCGUCGCGGUACACAGUCGCUGCUGACCGGUGUAGGGCAGAUAGCGAGCGGUGUGAAAGGGAGUGAGAGAUCCGCCGUGUCGGAGUUGUCGAUCGCGGCCACGCUGGGCGUCGGCGACACUGACGUGGACGCGCCGGGGGCGGCGCCGGUGACGCCGCUGCAGCGGCCGUCGCGCCUCCAGGCGGUGGGCCGGUGGCUGCUGGCGGGCAGGGAGCGCGGGGGCGGCGGGGGCGACGCGCCGGCCGCCGCGACCGCCCCCAGCCCCGGCACGCCUCUGCGCUGCGCCGCGCCCUUCGUCAGGAGCUACAACAACAACAACAACAACAACAACAAUGGCGGACCGGGCACGCCGCUGUUGGCGAAACCGACGACGCCCGCCGAAGCCUUCCUGCGGAGCAUCCGGAGGCGGUCGCUGCGCGUGCGGCGAUCCAAGUCGCUGGUCAUCGACCACGCCAGCGAGAAGCGCAAGUCCGACUCGUUCGUGAACAGCCAGGAGUGGACGCUGAGCCGCGCGGUGCCCGACCUGCGGCUGGGCAUCGUGGGCAGCCUGGCGUCGGGCAAGUCGGCGCUGGUGCACCGCUACCUGACCGGCUCCUACAUGCAGGAGGAGUCGCCCGAGGGCGGCCGCUUCAAGAAGGAGGUGCUGUGCGACGGCGGCUCCUACCUGCUGCUCAUCCGCGACGAGGGCGGCCCGCCAGAGAUGCAGUUCAGCGCGUGGGUGGACGCCGUUAUCUUCGUGUUCAGCCUGGAGAACGAGGCCAGCUUCAACGCCAUCUACACCUACUACACCAAGAUGGCGCACUUCCGCAACUCGGCCGACAUCCCGCUCAUCCUGGUCGGCACACAAGACGCCAUCAGCGAGAGCAACCCGCGCGUCAUCGACGACGCGCGCGCGCGGAAGCUGGCGGCCGACCUGAAGCGCUGCUCCUACUACGAGACGUGCGCCACCUACGGCCUCAACGUCGAGCGCGUCUUCCAGGACGCGUGCCAGAAGAUCGUGGCGCAGCGCCUGGCGGCGGCGGUGCCCGCCCCCGCGCCCGCGCCGCCCCCGGCCGCCCCCGGAGGCGGCUCCCGGCCCCCGACGCCCAGCGGCGCGCCGCACUUCGCCGUCCCGCAGGCUCCUGCGCCCACGGUGCAGAGGCCGUCUUCGCAGCACCAGCUGCAGCAGCAGCAGCAGCAGGCGUCGCCCACCAACAACGGCAGCAGCUGCACGCUGCUGGGGGGCAGCCAGCCCAGCCUGGUGGCCGCCUCCGCCGCCUCCGCCGCCGCCGCCGCCUCCCCCAGCCACGCCAGCACCCUCAGCCACAAGGUAGGCCGGCCCGGCCGCACCUCUCCGCCGCGCGCUGCCCCGCUCGCCAGUGCACAGCGCGCCGACCCGCUGCUUCUCCCGCAGGAGGCGGCGAGCGUGGCGGGCUCGCUGCGCCAGGUGCACACCCUGUCGUCGGCCGGCAAGCACCGCGCCGCCGCCGCCGCCCCCGCGCCCGCCGCGCAGCAGGACUCGAACCGGCAGCUGGAGGCCGCGCCGCACGACAACAACAACGUGAAGGCGCUGGACAACCUGCAGCCGCCCGCGCAGGGCCGCGACAAGGACCUGCCCACGCCCUCCUCCACCCCCACCACCUCCAGGAAAAGCCGCAGGCGGUCGAACCUGUUCACUCCCUCCAAGAAGGGCGAGGACAAGCUGAAGAACGGCACGGAGCUGGGCAGCGGACGCGCCAUCCCACUCAAGCAGGGCUACCUGUACAAGCGCUCGAGCAAGGCGCUCAAUAAGGAGUGGAAGAAGAAGUACGUGACACUCUGCGACGACGGCCGCCUCACCUACCACCCCAGCCUGCACGACUACAUGGACGAUGUGCACGGCAAGGAGAUCUCGCUGCAGUAUGUGACGGUGAAGGUCCCCGGGCAGAAGCCGCGCGGCUCCAAGUCCAUCGUCUCGGCCAGCGCCGGCGCCAACAACGGCAUCAACGAGAGCCUCGGCUCGCUCACCAUCACCAGUUUCCAAGGCAAGGAGAGGCGGACUGCGGACAAAGUGCUGCUCACUGCCUUCGAGCUACGCAGUGACCCCGGCAGCCGGCUCAUCCAGUCGUCCACCAAUGAAGAUGCUGUGAUUCUGUCGAAUAAUGCCAUUUCCCAGUCACUCCUAAAUGGCACUGACAUGAAAAUAGAAACACCAAAUGUAAAGAAGAGGCACCGAAGAAUGAAAAGCAGUGGGAUGAAGAACACGGAAUGUGACGACUCUGAUGGCUAUGAAUUCUUCAUUGUCUCCCUGGACAACAAACAGUGGCAUUUUGAAGCCAGCAACUCAGAGGAAAGGGAUGAGUGGGUUAUGGCCAUUGAGCAGCAGAUCCUCAACUCACUGCAAGCCAACGAGAGCCUCAAGACGAAAUUCUACGGCGCUGACGCAGCAUCGCUGGAGGCGAUCAGGACGAGGGUUCCCGGCAACUCGCACUGCGUGGACUGCGAUUACCCCAACCCAGACUGGGCCAGUGUCAACCUGGGGGUUCUGAUGUGUAUCGAGUGCUCCGGUGUGCAUCGCAACUUGGGUUCCCACAUCUCGAGAGUGCGGUCGCUGCAUCUUGACGAGUGGACGCCGGGCCAGCUGAGCGUGAUGCUGGCAAUGGGGAACGCGACGGCCAAUGGCCUGUGGGAGGCGUCGCUGCACCCGGGCCGCGCCAAGCCGACGCCCAACUCGAGCCGUGAGGAGAAGGAGCGCUGGAUCCGCUCCAAGUACGAGCACAAGGAGUUCUUGGCGGCAGCGCCGGCGGGCGCGCCGCUGGCGCAGCAGCUGGUGGAUGCCGUCUGCAGGAGCGACAUAAAGACGCUGGCGCUGCUGCUGGCGCACGCGACGCCGGACCAGGUGAACGCGACAGUGAGCGCACGGGACCUACGCACGCCACUGCACCUCGCCUGUGCCACCAGAAACCUCGCCGUCGCGCAGCUCCUCGUCUGGAACAACGCAAACGUCCGUGCCGUCGACCACGAGGGCAGGACGUGCCUCGCGUACGCCGCAGGCAGCGAAGAUAUCGAGCUGGUAGAACUGCUGGCGAGCUGCGCGUGGCAGGCCCCAGGCAGCGGCACGUAGCGGACGGUGCCGCCCGACGUGACGGGCUGAAGCCGGCAGAGCUGGUCCCUGCCACGCUCUGACUGCGAAUCUCAGCUGGUCGGCGCCACAGCCACCUUCUCUCUCUCUCUCUCUCUCUCUCUCUCUCUCUCUCUCUCUCUCUCUCUCUCUCUCUCUCUCUGUCCCCCCCCCCCCCCCCCCCCACCUAAAUGCCCUUCCUAUGAGUUGUCAAUACUCAUGUGAGAAUUUUGUAUAUCAUUUCACUUCCUUCUGUACUGGCCAGAAUUGCAUUUUCUGGUCUCUUCUGCUAUGACCUGAAGCUUCACCUUUUGUAUGACAUUUAAUCAUUUCCUACACACACCUCAGGUCCUUCCUCCUUUGCACUAUGUAUCCGUUAUGAGAGUGUGUUUCUCGACUGCACUUUCUCAUUUUCUGGGAAUUAAUCUGGGCAUUUACUUGAAACUGAGUGUUUUAAGUAUACAGAAACACUGUGUAUUUACUGGGGAAUUAAACUUUGUCUCGAUCACUUAUUAUUAGUGAUAAACCACGUACGAAAUGACACCUUCCCGACAGGGAGUUUUAUAACGACAGUGGAAAUUCCUGUGUGGAAUAAUACGUAAAAUACAGGAAAGGUAACUCCUCUCCCGUAGCUGAGUGAUGUCGUGCACAGAAAUACACGACAACAAACUGUAUUUACAAUUGCUUUUGAGCUCUCGUUCUUUCUAUAGUAAAUGUACACUCACUCGCACACACGACCACCCAGACACUCGAAUGCACACAAAGUCACGGCCGUGGGAGUGUCUAUUCUCAGGUGAUCUGUACCAGAAUGUAGGUGAUAAUAAAAGCUAACAAACGUUAGACACUGAAAUAUCACACCCGACAGCCUCCGCCUUACCCUAAGAGUGGCACUCUUCGUCCCGUAGUGGCUCCGUCAGAUGUGUAUGCCUGUGCCAGAGGCACACUUGUUUACUUUUAACAUUGUGACGAUACUAGUACACUCGGUCUGAGGACGGAAACUCAUUUAUCGAAAGAGCACCAUUGAAAUGUGGUUCGUCGCUAAUUUGCGUGAUUUAGCCGGAGUUUAAUGUCCAGUGUUGGUGACGACCGUGACCUAGUCUGCAGCUGUAAUGGAAAAAAUCUGCACUGUGCAUUUAUUGUCUGUCAACGUCCACACAGAAUCCGUACCGCAAGCACGAGCAAUUUGCUGAACUGUCUGCGUAUUGACAAUCUGUUUUAUAGUGUAAAGUUUUUAGUUCUGCACCUUUGAGACUGAUAGUCAAGUUUUUGUACCAACUGAAUUUCCAUUGUAUUUCGUAUGCCAAUUUGUCUUUUCACAGUUUACAGAUUUUUCAGUGCCACAAUUAUUGUGCCAAAAGUAUUCAUCCAGUUACCUGCAGAGAAAAAGAAAACUGUACGUGUAUUAUUAAACUUUCGUGCAUCACACGUCUUUAAUUCUUGUAUAAAUGGCUAGAGCAUUAGCUGUGUAUUCAAAACAAACUGAUACUGAUACACAUUAUCAAUAAAAAGAACAGUGCAACGGUAGAGAUAUGCUCGGAGUUUGCCAGAUGGCACACAGAUGGGGUCCUCGCAAUAUCCCUCAGCUGGUGUAGUCUCCCUGUUCUCUGUCAUUACACGUAUAUAGUAGUUUUGUCGAAGCAUAAUGAAAACUGUGGCUACAUAAGAUGCCCUCUCCUAAGAGUCCUUACCUCUGUCAUUUUGGUACAUAUCUGUAGCUUUAUCUCUGCAGGCGUGUAGAUUGAGUCGGCCCAAACAAAUGCCGCUCAUCACAAGUUUUCUUCAAUGCUCGGUGUCAAUGGGAAGUGUCAGUUUGUUUUUUAAAAUGACAUUUUAUGCUUUGCUUUCCAUAGUGCAGUCCAAAGUUAGCCCAGUGCAGUAUCCUGCUGAAUGAUGCAAAUUAUAACAGGAACAACAAAACACAGAAAAUAACCAGAAGUCCAGGAGUCAGGAAAGGGAGACUCGGCCAACAAAUAUCUACCGAUGUGUCAGUAUCGGUCGUUAUCAGCUGCUCAAGAGCAGACCUAGCAGACGCAUAUCUGUACUGCUACAACAUUUGGGAUGUUUUGACUGAGGCGUGGUGGUUCAUUUUGUGCAUCUUUAAUGCAAUAAUAUGGAUUAUAUUUUACUACGGUUUGGCCCCCAGUUUUACUCUUCGUACCCAUAACUGUUUCUCACCCGACUCCCUCCUUCUCUCCCUCUGUGGGGAGUCAUCUUGCCUCUCGCAUGAUACACCGACACAGGAACAGUGAUACUCAUUCCCUGAUGCACUAUCGGCUAUUCUUCCUGUUUUGUUUUCCCUCUUAACACAUACUUACACCAAAUAUCACUCUAGACUAAUUUGAGACUGCUUAUGGGCAUGUAAAAUUCCACUUUCUGAAGACAGUUGACCAUAAUGAGAAAUAAACUGACACUUUUUGUUGACAUUGGAUAUCACAGAACACAUGUCAUGAGCAGUAAAAACAAAAUGGCAAUAUAUGUCCGGGCACCAGAGUAACUGCAUGACCAUUAGGAGAAACACACACUGCAACAGAUAAAUAAAAUUCAGAUCCUCGUACAGAAAGGUUGUUGACAUUUGGCAGUUUCCUGCUAUCUCUGAAGACAUUAGUGCAGUAUCACCAAAGCUGACUGCCUCACACAGUGCACGGUGUGCCGACAUUCCGUUCACUAGUUCACACAGUCGUAAGACUCUCGUGUUCUAAGAAGGCUUCAGCAUAAUAAGCCGGAAUUUCACUGUAAAUACUUCCUCUACCUGUAGUGGCAGGCACGUGCUGUCGUCGAGUGCCUUCACGUACUGUUUCACGCUUUUUGUGCCUCUUUUAGUUCUGGAGUGCCACUGCUCUAAAUAGUGCCUUCUAGCGCAAAUGCUAAAGGCAGUAUAUUUGUCUGUAGAUUUGUGGAGUACCACUCACCACCUGAUUCAUUUUCUACUGAGCUUAAACGCUAUGUAAACCUUUGACUUAUUAUACAGCACUUUAUUCUUUUAUUGUGGUGCUCUUUCCUCAGUUUCUGAUUCUGCAUAACAGUGCCCUGUUCUGACUGUUUCCUCUUGUGUACUACAAUAUUCUCACUUUAGUUAUUUCAGUGAGCUUUUAUUGUUCAGAGUUACUUCAUGUGUGCUAAUUUAUUCACCACUAGUUUCCACAUUUGUUAAUAUAUAAUGUUAUGUAUAUUUUGUAUAUAUAUUGUUUCAGGAGUAUAUUUCUUCCACUUGUUGAAACAGUGUAAAUCAGUCCCUUUACAUCGUAGUGGAAAAAGAGCAAUAUAUUUAUAAAUACCUGCUGCUUUGAAGAUAAUCACUGUAUAUAAUAUAUGUAAAUACCAAUAUUUAUAAGAAAUGUAGACCAUACUUCAAGCAGUGUGUGUUUUGGGAAAUCCUUUCUUUUUCCUGUAUGUGGUUGUCUCUGAAUAUAAAGGAUCUAAAUAAAGAUGUACCAUUCGAAUACUUUACAAGAUAAAAGUGUGUUUAUUUGUAUGCUCUCAGACCAUUUAGAGUUUCCUUCCUUUUGCUCUUACAAAAAGACAGUUUGAUGUAAUGUGAAAUUUAUCAGUACUUCAGUUCUGACAACCACACUUUUUUCUCUUCUCACCUUCUUUGCAGUUUGCAAAUGAAGGAGGAGCUAUUUGUUUCAUUGGAUGUUUCAAAAGAAGUGUGUGGAGUGUAGAAAACAUUAAAACAAAAAAUAAUAAACAUGUGUUAAUGAUGAUGCACAAGUUAUGGAUAGCUGAAUUGUUGCACCAAUGAUAGAGGUAGUUUACAUUAAUGUUACUGUGCCUGUUAUUUAUAAUAAUUAGCCACUGUUGUUGCUUCUCUUGUGUACACUGUUUAUCAUCUAUGUGAAACAAUUAAUUUUGUAUUGUUGAUAUAUGAUAUAUAUAAAAUUUUCCUUCAUCAAGAUUCAUUUAUGCAACGCAAUGCUACUUUUUUCCAAGUUGCUUUUAGAAGUAAAUUUUUGUAUGCUUCUUACAAAUGUUAUUUUUUGCUGAUGAAAAAUUUGACAGUGAUUCCUAACUUGUGUAAAAUUUGGCCAAAGAUUCUUGUAAAUAAUACCAGUCAUUUUUAUUAUGCCUGAUGCUGUUACAAUAAAAUGAAUGACAUGA